AUGUCGCGGGACCUCGAUCGUCGUGAUUAUGAACGCGACCGUGUCGUCUACGAACGUGACCGUGACCGCCGGCGCGACGACCGGAUCCGCUACGAGGAGGACGACGAGUAUGUCGCCUACGACCGCCGCCCCGGUCCGGCGCCGACUCGUCUCCGUGAGCGCUCUCCGCCCGGCCGCCGUGAAGAAGUCGUUACGCGCGAGCGCCGCUACAUUGACGACGACCGCGACGAUGACAGCCUGAUUCUGCCCGCCUCGGCACGCCGCCGCCCGGCCCCACCGGCCGUGAUCCCCGACGACUUCGAGCGGCGCGAACGGGUCCGCAUCCGUGACGCCGAGGACAGCAUUGUGGGCAGCAGCGGACCGCCGCCGCCACGCCCGGGCCGUCUGAUCCGUCGCCAGUCGAGCGUCGAAACGUUUGACCGCCGCCCGGCCCGCCGCAACUACGACCUGGACCGCGUCGACGCGUACGACGGCCGCCCGCCCGUCAACGUGCCCAUUCCGCUGCCCAUCCGCCGGCGCCGGGACAGCUCGGCCGAGCGGCGGAAGCAGGAGUACGAGCGCGACCGGGAGCAGUACGAGAGAGACCGCGAGCGUGACCGGGAGCGUGACCGGGAGCGUGGUCGCGAGCGUGAGCGGACCGAGAUUGAAGAGAUUCGCAUCGAGCCGGGCCGCCUGGAGGUGGACGACAUCGACAUUGAACGCCGCCGGCGCCGUGGGUCCUAUGAGCGGCACGAGCGAGACUUUGAGCUGGAACGUGCGCACGGCCACGACGCCAUCCGCGAGCACGACCGCCUUGUCGAGGAACGCAUCGUCAACGAGCGGCAUAGCGGGCCCGUCGUCGAGGCGAGGAUGUCUCGGCCCCGGUCCCCGUCGGUGGCAUCGCAAAGAUCCAUCUCCGUGACGUCUGUGCGGUCGCAGUCGAGCGACGGCGUGACGCUGCGGAGCGAGGGCAGCCGGAGUAGGCGCGCGCCGAAGAGCGAGUACCCGAAGAAGGGCAAGACACGGAUGCCGGCGCGUCUGGUGUCGGAGAAAGUCCUUAUCGACCUUGGCUAUCCAUUUAUCAAAGAGGGCAACACCCUAGUCGUCCAGGUGGCUCUCGGUCAGGACAACAUUGAUGACGUCCUCAAGCUGAGCCGCGAUUACAAAAAGAACGAAGUAGACAUCGUCGAGACCAAGAAGACAAAGGUCAAGACAUCGAGCGGCACCGUUGUCGAAGAAGAACGCCGACGUGAAGAGGUAGUGAUGGCUCCGGAGCCCCCACCAGUGCAACAAUACCAACCGCCUCCACCACCUCCACAACCACCGCAAAUGUACCAACCUCAGCAGGUGUACUACACGGCACCGCCGCCGCCUACGGUCCAGUAUGCACCCGCCCCUGUCGUCGUCCCAGCACCCGAUCCCGUCGAGCGCUCACCGGCCUACGGGACAACCAACAUCCACAUUCGCGACGUCUCACCUGCACGCAGCUAUGCAGGCCCCUCGAUGAACGAGACGUCUGUCGCCUUGGUCCGGACCAGAUCCCGGUCGCGCUCUCGCGACCCAAGGUCGUUGGCGUUGGCGCCCGUCGUCUACGAUGCCGGCAGCCCUGCCGUCGAGGUCUCUGAGGAGCCUCUGGCCGUCGCCAUUGUGGACAACCGCCACCGCAGCAAGAGCCGCCAUCGCCACCGCCACUCGCACUCUAGACACCGUCGUGCACGGUCGCAUUCGCACGGCGACGGCGCCCUUUAUGCGCACUUCCAUGGCCGCCGCGACCGCGACCGCGAUGACCGCUACUACGACGUCACCGUCGACGACCGCUACUACCGCGAGGAGCGCGACUACUACGAGCCCGUGUCGUCCUCGAAUCGUGACCUCGUCCGCGCCGAGCGCCUGAGCACGGGCGAGCUGGUGCUGUACGAGGAGCAGGUCGAGCGUUUCGAGGAGCCGCGGAACGGCGUGCGCAUCGAAAAGGACAAGAAAGGUAGGAUGGCCAUCAGCGUGCCCAAGUAUCGAUAA
Molecule: messenger RNA, 1995 nt
Organism: Sporothrix schenckii 1099-18
Lineage: Eukaryota; Fungi; Ascomycota; Sordariomycetes; Ophiostomatales; Ophiostomataceae
Exons: 3
Coding region: 1-1995 (664 amino acids)
Source: RefSeq, a predicted model, not a curated record